This is a messenger RNA of Erigeron canadensis, 1588 nucleotides long. Its product is annotated as lysine histidine transporter 1-like. The coding region runs from base 1 to 1374 and encodes 457 amino acids. The transcript is spliced from 8 exons. Gene Ontology annotation, cellular component: plasma membrane. NCBI's taxonomy places the organism in Eukaryota, Viridiplantae, Streptophyta, Magnoliopsida, Asterales, Asteraceae. The record is from RefSeq and is a predicted model, not a curated record.
AUGGGAACUCUAGAUUCAGAUGAUUUGAAGUCAGGUGUUGACCUAAAGAGUCAAACCGAUGAUGUAUCUCUUGUUGAUGAAAGGACAGCAGAGCAGAAAAAGAUUGACGAUUGGCUUCCAAUCACUUCAUCAAGAAACGCAAAGUGGUACUAUGCUGCUUUCCACAAUGUCACCGCUAUGGUUGGAGCUGGAGUCUUGAGUCUUCCAUACGCCAUGUCAAAUCUUGGAUGGGGGCCUGGUGUGGUUAUACUAAUUCUGUCAUGGGUAAUUACCUUGUACACGCUCUGGCAGAUGGUUGAAAUGCAUGAAAUGGUUCCUGGAAAGCGAUUUGAUAGGUACCACGAAUUAGGCCAAGAAGCUUUUGGCGAAAAGCUUGGUUUGUAUAUUGUUGUGCCACAACAAUUGAUCUGCGAAGUGGGCGUGGACAUAGUCUACAUGGUCACAGGAGGGGCAUCUUUAAAGAAAAUCCACGACAUUAUUUGGGAUGGCGCUCCAAAAAUUAAAACAACAUAUUUUAUUAUGAUAUUUGCUUCUGUACAUUUCGUAUUGUCUCAUCUUCCAAACUUUAACUCAAUAUCUGGGGUCUCCUUGGCUGCUGCUGUUAUGUCUUUAACUUACUCCACGAUUGCUUGGUCCGCUUCAAUUCACAAGGGCAUGCAGCAGAAUGUAGAAUAUGGUUACAAAGGAAAGGACCGUGCAGAAACAACCUUCAACUUUUUUACAGCUUUGGGUGAUGUGGCUUUUGCAUACGCAGGCCACAAUGUUGUUUUGGAGAUACAGGCAACAAUCCCUUCAACUCCCGAGAAGCCUUCUAAGGGGCCAAUGUGGAGGGGGGUGCUUGUGGCUUAUAUUGUUGUCGCCUUGUGUUAUUUUCCGGUUGCCCUUAUUGGAUAUUACAUGUUUGGAAAUGAAGUUGAUGACAACAUUCUGAUUUCACUAAAUAAGCCAAAAUGGCUUAUUGCUGCAGCUAACUUUUUUGUGGUAAUCCAUGUCAUUGGCAGCUAUCAGAUAUAUGCAAUGCCAGUUUUUGACAUGAUCGAAACCUUGUUGGUAAAGAAACUGAAAUUCAAACCAACCUUCGCCUUACGUUUCAUCUCACGUAAUAUCUACGUAGCAUUCACAAUGUUUGUCGCGAUAACCUUCCCUUUCUUUGGAGGUCUCCUUGGAUUCUUUGGAGGCUUUGCAUUUGCACCAACAACUUAUUUUCUCCCAUGCAUAAUGUGGCUUGCUAUCUACAAACCAAAGAGGUUCAGCUUGUCUUGGUGCACUAAUUGGAUUUGCAUAUUUUUGGGUCUAUGUUUGAUGAUUCUAUCUCCCAUCGGAGGGCUGCAAAACAUCAUAAAGAAAGCCAAGGACUAUAAGUUCUACAACUGAUCAUAUAUCUUCCGAAAAAAGUAAACAGAUCAAAAUAAUAGCGCGCAGAGAUCCCAUGAAGGGUUUUUAGCUGCUUUGAAUCAUCAUUGUGCAAAGUUAAUACCAUCUCUGUUUCUUUGUGUGUGAAAUAUCAUUAGUACACUAUUUCAUUAGGCUAAUACUUCUCUUAUUCGAUUCUUUAUCCAUCUAUUAUCGUUUUCUGUAUACGUGUACG